Rosa chinensis is the source of this 2505-nucleotide messenger RNA. Its product is annotated as pentatricopeptide repeat-containing protein At4g11690. Lineage: Eukaryota; Viridiplantae; Streptophyta; Magnoliopsida; Rosales; Rosaceae. Bases 39 to 1706 code for a protein of 555 amino acids. The transcript is spliced from 2 exons. Gene Ontology annotation, molecular function: protein binding. The record is from RefSeq and is a predicted model, not a curated record.
UGUCACCAACGAACAAAGCUCUUGUCCUCAUCCAAAAAAUGGUGAAAAGCCCGCCACUGAAAGCCUUGUCAAUCUUCAACUCCUCAACUCUCCAAGGCUUCCACCACACCCACCACUCCAUCUCCUUCAUUCUUCACAACCUCAUCUCCUCCAAUAUGCCAAUGCACGCCCAGUCCCUCAUUCUUCAACUCCUCUCCGGUCGAAUCUCAUCCCCAUUCUUCACUCCCUCGUCUCUCCUCCACGAUUUAACUCAACCCAAGUUGAGCUCAGUCGCCAACUCUAGUCAUCUAUACGAAGCAAUCAUCAACGCCCAUGUUCGAUCUCAGUUGCCAGAGCAAGCCCUUUACUAUUUGAACAAAAUGGUUGAGCAAGGCCUCGUUCCCAGAUCAAACACUUUCAAUAACAUAUUGGUUUUACUUGUUAAGUCGAGAGAUUUUGAAAAGGCUUUGUGGGUGUUCACUGAGUUUAAGGGUAAGGUCGGAUUGGACUCGUAUAGUUUUGGGAUGGUUAUAAAAAGUUGCUGCGAGGGUAGUGAAUUGGAUAGGGGGUUUGGGGUUUUUGAUGAGAUGGAGGAAAUGGGUUGGUCUCCAAAUGUGGUUAUAUAUACUACAUUGAUUGAUGGGUGUUGCAAGAAUGGUGAUUUAGAGAGGGCAGAGAAGAUGUUUUGUAAAAUGGGGGAGCUUGGUUUGGUUGCUAAUCAGUUUACAUAUACUGUGUUGAUUGAUGGGCUUUUCAAGAAAGGUCGGAAUAAAGAAGGGUUUGAGUUGUAUGAGAAGAUGAAGAUUAAUAGGGUUGUUCCUAACAUGCGUACUUUUACUUGUUUGAUCAGUGGGUGUUGCAACGAUGGAAAAAUGAAUAGUGCAUUGAAACUGUUCGAUGAAAUGCGUGAGAGAGGAAUGGCCUGCAAUGUGGUCACAUACAACAUCCUAAUUGGUGGGUUGUGUCGAGAAAUGAGGGUUUGGGAAGCUGAGAAGUUUGUGAAUGAGAUGAAGAGGGAUGGUAUUAGUCCGAGUAUAGUUACUUUCAACACUCUGAUUGAUGGGUUUUGUAGUCUUGGAAAGUUGGACAAGGCGUUGAGUUUGUUUGAUCAGUUGAAGUCGAGUGGACAAUCUCCGUCUCUGGUGACUUAUAAUGUUCUGAUUCGAGGCUUUGCCAAAGCUCAAAACUCUGCUGGAGUCACUGAUUUGGUGAGAGAGAUGGAGAACAGAGGCAUGUCUCCUUCUAAAGUGACAUAUACAAUUGUAAUUGAUGCCUUGGUUCGAUCUGAUGACAUGGAAAGAGCAUUUCAUGUGUUCUCCUCCAUGGCGAAGGCUGGUCUGGUGCCUGAUGUCUACACGUAUGGGGUCUUAAUACAUGGAUUAUGCAUGAAAGGUAAUAUGAUUGAAGCAUCAAAGCUGUUACAAUCAAUGAGCGAUUCACAUUUGGAGCCAAGUGAUGUCAUAUUUAAUAUAAUGAUUCAUGGCUACUGCAAAGAGGGUAGCUCUUACAGGGCACUGAGGUUGCUCAAAGAAAUGAGAAAGAAAGGAAUGGUUCCGAAUGUGGCUAGUUACAGUUCUACCAUUGGAGCUCUUUGUAAUGAUGGGAAAUGGGAAGAAGCUGAAAUACUACUUAAAGAAAUGACGGACUCAGAUUCGAAACCAUCAGUUUCUUUGUAUAAUAUAAUUUCUAGAGUGAAAAAUGAUACACCGGUGAAGUUAUCAACCUAAACCUAUGAUAUUGUCAGUACAGCACAAAUGCGGCGGAAAGAAAGUGUUACCAUUGCCUCCUGAACCUUGUUGGCGGACCACACAGUACUAGCUGGACAUGCUUCAGUUAGUUAAAAUUGAUGAGCCUCCCUAAAAACUUCCCCCACAAGGUUUUUCCAGAAACGGAAGUACGUUGGUGACAACAGUCAACCAAAGGGACGUAAAUUGUCAAAGACAACAGCUGAAAAAGAAACAACAUGAAGCUCUACUUGAGGAUGAGGCUGCUCAUGGUUCUCAGGAUGUAUGGGAGACUUGGAUUUGAUACCAUGAACCAGAUUGAAAAGUCACUGAAUCAUAGAUGACCUUAUAUAGAUUCCCAACACGUCGGUUGUUCAAAUUAUAACCCUAGCUUUCAUUGGAUUUUCUGUCAUAAAUUUGAUAUUUCUCCGUGUCUGGCCACUGCAAUCAGAAGAUGCAGCUCCAACAACAACAACAUAACUCCAAUGAUCAAGCUCCCAAUUUUGACCAAGUCGCUGCCACUGCAAGAACAAAGCGGCCGGAAUGCGCUGGAGUCUUCACUUCUGCAAGAGGAAGCUGCAGUUUCAACACCGCUGAGUAUGCUAUUUGGUUGAAGAAGUUUAUGGAUGGGGAAGUGUGUCGAUUGACUCGAUUCCAUCUCGAGUGUAAGCAUACGUUUCAUCAAGAAUGUAUUAAUGAAUGGCUAGCAAAAGCAAGCCACUGCCCCCUUUGUCGUGAAGAAGUCUAGUUUCAUUCAUAUCUACGUGCACAGAAAAUUACAUUAACUAAUCCUUUUUUACAG